AUGGCUUCGACGCUUCCCCACCUCCCCAUCUUCGAGGCGAUCUCCAAGCAUGACCCCGAAAGCGUCGCCAUCGUCCAUAGUUCGACAGGGCAAGAGUUUCGGUAUGGGAAGCUAUUGCAAGACGUUGUGGCUGCGAGAAAUGAGAUUACACAGAGAAACGAGAAGGGUGCUUUCGAGGGGGAGCGGAUAGCGUUCCUUAUGGAGAACAGCUACGCGUAUGUGGUCACCAUUCUGUCGAUAUUCGCAUGUAAUGCCAUAGCUGUUCCGCUUUCUCCUGGUUUCCCGGGCUCCGAAUUGCGGUAUAUAUUAGAACAAAGCCAGGCGAAGCUGAUUAUGACAUCCGAGUCACUGAGGUCAAAGGCGCCGAAUAAGGAGACAGUGGAAGGACACGCGACGUGGGAAACAAGGGUAGCGAAGGACUAUGGGUCCAUAAGAUCUGAAUCGGGCGACAUAGAGCUCGAACACCUGAGCUCCAAUUCCGGAGGCUUGAUGUUAUAUACAUCGGGGACGACAAAUCGACCCAAAGGAGUACUCUUGCCUCAAUCCGCGGUUACCGCCCAAUCACAAACGCUUCUCGAGGCGUGGAAGUAUUCUCCGAAAGACUACCUGCUCCAUAUCUUGCCGCUCCACCAUAUCCAUGGCCUCGCCAACGCAGUUCUCACGCCCCUUUUCGCUGGGUCAACCAUCGAGUUCAUGUCUCCCUUCUCCGCCCAAACUUGCUGGGAAAGAAUCGGAGCUCCUUUUACGAGCGAAGGAACAAAGAAACGACCGAUUACAUUCUUCACAGCUGUGCCAACGAUAUACACUAGAUUAUUAGAGUCACAUCCGAACCUCCCAGAGGAUCUUCAACAAGCUACUAGAAGGGCGAUUUCGCCAGAGAAUUUGCGUUUGAAUAUCUCAGGAUCCGCGGCGCUCCCGACACCGGUGAAGUCGAAAUGGACGGAGCUGAGCGGAGGAAACGUCCUGCUCGAGCGAUAUGGCAUGACAGAGAUUGGGAUGGGACUAAGUUGCGGCCUUGAUAUCAAUGACCGUGUUGAUGGGAGCGUUGGGUGGCCUUUUGCAUCCGUCGAAGCCCGUCUUGUCGAUACGGACACAAAAGAAGUCAUCCCGGUUGGCGAGGAGCUGGGCGCAGAUGGAAAGGAACGUCAAGGGGAAAUUCAGAUCCGCGGACCAAUGGUAUUCAAGGAGUACUGGCGGAAUCCAGAGGCGACUGCCACCGAGUUCACGACCGAUGAAGACGGCAAGGGUCCAUGGUUCAAGACCGGGGAUGUCGCUGUCCGCCGCGUCGUCGAAAGCGCGGGGAAGAGUGCGCAGGACUGGGCAAAGGGACCGAUGUAUUUCAUUCAGGGGAGACAGAGCGCGGAUAUCAUUAAGACGGGGGGUGAGAAGGUCAGUGCUCUAGAAGUUGAGCGGGAGAUGCUCUCAUUGCCGCAGAUCGCCGAGUGUGCGGUGGUUGCCCUCCCCUCGGACGCAUGGGGCCAGAAAGUUGCGGCGGUCGUUGUCCUGACAGAACAGGGGAAGACGGCCGGACGAGGCGGCAAGGCUUGGAGCGCACUCGAUUUGCGAAGAUCUUUGAAAGAUCGGUUGGUUAACUACAAGAUCCCACAAGAGAUGAAAGUGGUGGAGAGUAUACCAAAGAACGCGAUGGGAAAGAUAAAUAAGAAGAUGCUCGUCAAAGAGAUAUUCCCUAGCGCUACGAGUUAA
This is a messenger RNA of Eremomyces bilateralis CBS 781.70, 1704 nucleotides long. Its product is annotated as acetyl-CoA synthetase-like protein. The record is from RefSeq and is a predicted model, not a curated record. Gene Ontology annotation, molecular function: medium-chain fatty acid-CoA ligase activity. Gene Ontology annotation, biological process: fatty acid metabolic process. The transcript has 5 exons. Lineage: Eukaryota; Fungi; Ascomycota; Dothideomycetes; Eremomycetales; Eremomycetaceae. The coding region runs from base 1 to 1704 and encodes 567 amino acids.